Molecule: messenger RNA, 756 nt
Organism: Plasmodium gallinaceum
Lineage: Eukaryota; Apicomplexa; Aconoidasida; Haemosporida; Plasmodiidae
Product: conserved Plasmodium protein, unknown function
Exons: 2
Coding region: 1-756 (251 amino acids)
Source: RefSeq, a predicted model, not a curated record
AUGGUAAAGUUGCAUUUUUUAUUAUUUUUUUUUUUUUUAAUAAAUUAUAUUAAUGGAUUUGUUUAUAAAAAUAAAAAAAGUAGGACAAAACGUUUUUUUAAUGGUUUAAAGAAAAAGUAUAAGAAUUUUAAAGAGAGAUAUAAAAAAUCAUUUAAAUUGAAAGAAAAAGAUGUAGUUGGCGAUUAUCAAAUAAAAGCUUAUUUUAAUUUUGAUGAUAAAUUUGAAAAGGAUUUUAAAUGGAAGUUAUUUUAUAUUUAUUCAAGAAGAGGAAAAUCUUUAUGUCAAUAUUUCAAAUUAAGAAAGAAGUACAAACAAAAGUAUGAAAGUAAAUCGUUUUCAUUUAAAAAAUAUUUUUCUGAUGUUAAUUUUGUUUAUACCCAAUUUACAUUAGAAUAUACACAUAUAAAGUUUAAUGUAAAUUUAGAAGAGAAAAAUAAAAUAUUAGUAUCCUAUAAUCCUAAUAUAACUGAUAAGAUUAUUAAGUCUUUAACAAAUCUUAUAAAUGGACAAGAUGUUAAACGUAACAAAAAACCUCCAAGUUGGAAGUUAACAUUUAAUUUUGUAACUGGAAAAAAAAGAUUAAUAAUUUCCAUUCCUUCUGAGGUUCCAGGAUUAUUUUUUACUUUUUAUUAUGAAAUAGUUGCCUAUAAAUAUUAUUUUUCUAACCCAUUUUCAUACUUUGGAGACAUAUAUUUUAGGUUUGGAGGAAAUCUUAAAAAAUAUAAAGUGGGGUAUUUUGACUUUAGCAAAAUUUAA